CCGCGUCAGACAGGAUAGACGCGGAACUCAAGUAACUAAUAGGUUAAACUUGUUGAUGUAACAGGUUCCUAAGUUUAAUAGUUGCAUUCAUCUCAGUUUCGGCAUACUAACGACAUUUUCCGAGUAAUCACUUCGAUUUUAAAGGCCUAAGUAUUCCAAAUAUCUGCACUUUUUUUGUUUAGCUUUUUACGAAGAUACGGUAGUUUUAUUCGCGGUAAUUACUGCUGAUUUGUUCGUGUAGUUCACCGUUUAUGGGCAAUUUUUUUUUAACUUUAUUCGAACUUGAAAAAUAGAAUAAUUUUCUAUGACUUUCUUUAUAUUCCUCACUUCUCAUUUUCGUUUUUAAAAAAAUGGAGACUUCCAAAAGUGAACCCAAAAAAGAAGAAAUGGAAGAAAAUAAAAGAAAAGAACCGAAGAAAAUUCAAAUUGAAGAAGAAGAACAAUUUGUGAAACUGUUCGAUGAAGUUCUUCAACAAAACAGAGGAAGCUUAUCAGAUGAAGCAAUCGCAGAUGGUGUGGAUAUUGCAAUUCAAAAUUUUAGGAUUGCUAUUUCAGGUGCAUGUACGAAAGAAAAAUAUGAUAAGCCUAAAAUGUUGUGUGGAUUUUUCCAUCGGUACACUUCUCUUUUCGCUACAGUAACCAGAAGCAAAUUCUUUAUUGCCCUUCAAAAAUCUGAAGAACUAAAAUAUUGUUUUCAUCGUCCAACGGUGAAGCUUGUUGACAUCGGUAGUGGACCAGGUAGCUGCUUGGUAGGUCUUUUCAGUGCUCUUGAAAGCUGUGACGAAACUUUUAAUAAAGAAUUUGGUAGUUUACAAUAUAAGUCUCUAGAAGUAACCGCAGUGGAUUAUAAUGAAGAUUGGAAAAAUUAUUUCGUAGAUAUUGUAAAAAAAUUAAUGAAAGGCAACUUUGGAAAUGCAAGUAAAUUAUUCAGCAAGAAACACAUAAAAUGUGACUUUGCUCCUUUCGAUCUGUUAAAUCGUAGUAAUUCUAAAUUAAAAAACGAAUUUACGAAGAUAUUAAACGAAGCUGAUAUUAUUUUGAUGAAAGGUUUUUUGUCCAUUUUGGAGAAUAAUGAUUACAGACAUAAAACAGUUGAGAAUAUUGCAACAGCAAUGAAACCGGGAUCUCUACUUGUAAUCAUAGAAUCACCAACAUAUGAAGUAUAUUUUCAAAAAGAAGGUCUACGUUUGGUUUUUACUACUAGAAAAUUCCUUUCUGCUAGUUCCGAGUCUUUUAAUUUGAAUGAGACUUCUGCAGACAGCCUGCAACAUUCCACAUCUCAAAACACCAAUCUGACGUCUCUAGAUUCAAAUAUGACGACAUCCUUCAGUUCCAACCCUGAAGAUCAAGGUUUCAUUUCUCAGAAUCUCGGAAGUGAGUCUCUAACAUCCGAUACCGAACUUCAAGCUUCCGACUCAGAGUCUGAUCAUGUUUGGCAAAAUUACAAUCCUGAUAGAGAACCUGAUAUAAUUGAUAAAAUAUAUUUAUCUGUUCCUGAAGUUAAGAAAUAUGGCAAGGGUUUCUCUUCUAAUGGAUCAAACCAACAAUUAUUUGUGCUUGUAAAGAAGUAAAAAAUCCUUAAAUGAAAAAAAAAAUGUUUUUGCCUUUAAAAAAAUUUAAUUAAUUAAAUCAUACAGUAUGUUUCAAAGCUCUUUGUUCAAACUUUAAGUAGUGAUUGAACACAUUUUGGUAUUUAUAAAUUACAAUCAAAUCAAUUCGUGCUUUAUCAUUGUGCAAGCAUUGAAUCACAAUAGGUAUUUACUAACUUUUUCUAAAAUUAAAUAAGAUAAGAAAAUAAUUAAUGAAAUAUUUCUUUAGAAAAAAAUAAAGAUAUCCGCCCACUAGAUGGAGCCACUACUUUUGAAGCUGUAUUCACAUAGUCACUGCGAUAGUUGGUGUACAAUGGCGAGAGAACCAUUAUAUACUCUCAAGAUUUCUCAUUUGGCAAUUACAUCUGUAGAAAUCUUGGUAAGAAGUUUUUCAUUGAAAUAAAAGAGACUGUCAUCGUUAAUCACCAAAUGAUAGCAGAAAUAUAUUUAGCAUGAAGAUUUGAGUGUCAGCACUACAACUAUAAUAGCCAUCCUACCACUUCAACAAAUUCUGUAGUGAGUGUUGAUAAUUUUGAAGCACCCUAUGUUAAGUAAUAAUUUUCAAAUAAAUUGUCAUACUUAUUUGAAAUUCUAUAUAAAACGAUAUAAAAUCUA
Argiope bruennichi is the source of this 2204-nucleotide messenger RNA. RefSeq lists its product as uncharacterized. The transcript has 2 exons. Lineage: Eukaryota; Metazoa; Arthropoda; Arachnida; Araneae; Araneidae. The record is from RefSeq and is a predicted model, not a curated record. Bases 351 to 1571 code for a protein of 406 amino acids.